Dreissena polymorpha is the source of this 2199-nucleotide messenger RNA. RefSeq lists its product as uncharacterized. The record is from RefSeq and is a predicted model, not a curated record. The transcript has 13 exons. Bases 259 to 1530 code for a protein of 423 amino acids. NCBI's taxonomy places the organism in Eukaryota, Metazoa, Mollusca, Bivalvia, Myida, Dreissenidae.
GAGGCCUGUUGGUCCACGGUCGCCCAAAUCAUUUUGGCCAAUCAGAACACUGAUCUUGAAUCAGGGGAGAGGAUAGGCUAUAGUGAAGAACAUGUCUGGUGCAGCAGCGAUGUUCGUGUUCUUAUUGCCGGGGAUUCCAAUGUCCAUCGUUUGAAGUCUGCAUGUCCUCCAAAUGCAAGGAUUGACUUUCUGCCCGUAUCUGGUGCAAAGUAUGUGUCUGACCGGAAGGGCUUUAGAAAGCUGCUGCAUCAAGAGCUGAUGUCAGGUUGUUACGACAUAUUGUACCUGCAUCUUGGCUCUAACGAUGUUUGCUGCAAGGAUAGCAAUUUCUACCGUUGUGUGACUGAGAUCCUUGAUGUUGUAUUCAGUGUGUGCACUGAAAUACACGUGGUGCUUUGCGUGAUUCUUCCACGUGAUUUUGAUGUGAGAAUGUUUCCCCGAUGGCCACUCUCAGGGGCACAGUUGAGGAACUACUGCCAGUGGAUAAGGAGCGCAAACAGCAUGCUGUGGGAACUGAGUCACCAUGUGCCUUCUGUGAGAUACAUGGACUAUGCAGCAACUAAACAGAAGUCCCUGUACUUGUCCCAUGAUGGACUACAUCUGAGUGCUGAAGGGGCUAGGAGGUGUUUAGCAUCCAUACAUGACGACCUGCCAAACCAGCUGUGUGUGGAGGCUGCUGUUCAAGAUCCUACAGAAUGGCCAGCUCUCUCAGCCACGGAAGUACCGGUUCAGAAGCAUGACAGCACCAUAGCACUCUUUUCGGAUAUUGUGCAGACUGGAGCUCAACCAGAGAUUCAAGACAAGGUGGAUGCAAGUGAAGUACCAGUUCCCAGGGACAUUAAGCCUCAGACACAUAAAAUAACGGUUGUCACAGCCAGAGCUAAGAGGUCUGCAACCAGAAAUGUCAAAAGAUAUGGAAAGAAGUUGGCAAAGAAAUGCCACACAAGGUCAUGCUGCAGUGGAUUUGUUUACCUUGACAUUACUGAAGAUGUGGCUGUUUUCCUGCCUGCAUACAAGUUGAAUGGCUUAUGCUUGAAACGCAAGAAGAUGGAAGUCAAGACUGGUAAGGUUAAAAGGGAGAAACCUACCAUGACGAAAAAGAAGAACAAACAGGUCCCUUGCUACAAUUGCCCAAACUGCAGGGUGUGCUGUUCAUCUGAAGAUGCCCUGCUCGACCAUUUUAUAACGAAGCAUUCAUCAUGGAAAGUUGAUAGGCCUGACACACUUUUCAAUCAGGAAGAUGAAAUCAACGUGCCAUCCAACAUCCAUUGCCACCGAGACACUGAAGAGACGCCCCAACAAGAUGACAACGCCGCAAAUGAAGAUAAAGUCAAUGUGCCAUCCCACUUCUUUUUCCAACGAGACACUGACGAGACGCCCCAACAAGAUGUAGACACUUCACAGCUUCUUCUUAUUCUUUCAAAUGACGUUGAACUUAACCCUGGACCGAUAUUCCAGACAAUACCGGUCCCUGUGGAAGCGGUUGGCUCAAGCGAGAAGAUGACGAUAAUUACAGUGAAAAUGGACUGACCAUACACGAAAGACAAAGGACAUUAAAUAUUUACACAAAUUUUGCACCUGUAAAAUGUGACAUUCAUAUACGUGAAUGCUAUAAUUCAAUUAGUAAGCCAUGCAGAAUUCUUUGGGAUGAAGGGGACUUAGAUUGUUUACAUGUAUUAAGUAGGGAUACAGCAGCAGGAGAUGAAAUAGGGUGGGAAUUUGUAUCUAUGGUUAUGAAUUCUAGUUGCACUUUUUCCUCUUACUGCCAGUUUAAAAAUGAGAUGUAUAAAACUCGCCACAAUAAGGCUAGGUUUAUGGAUCAAACAGUUUUUUUUAAUUUUUGGUUCAGUUGGGCUUCAAACAUGAAAAUAGAUUAUUCUAAAGUUGAAACUUCUGCUCGAGGAACAUCAACAUUAUUUCUUUGGUUCUGUGCAGACCAUGGACAUUGCUAUGGUUUCCACAUGACUGGGGCAGAAGGAAGAAAAGAUCCCGCAUUAUCACUCUAUAGCUAUUUAGAAACCCCUCCACAAGACGUGUUUUAUGACUUUGCAUGUAAUUUACAAGAAUAUUGCCUAAACAGAGAAAGUGGAUACUAUAAAAAUGAACAUUUUUUUCAUGACAUUUUCCAUGGCUACUCCCACAAAUGUUCUAGUGCUUUUACAGCUAGCAGACUUCAAGGCUUUGAAUCUGUAAAAUCUG